AUGAAUGUGUGGAUUGCUGCCAGUGACGGAAACAUCCAGAAGGUCGAAGAGUAUUUUUCCGAAGGUUUUGGACCAGAGUCCAAAGAUCCAAACGGGUACACGCCUAUACAUGCUGCUGCGUCGUAUGGACAUGUUGAUAUGCUCCGUAAGCUGUGCUCAGAGCCUUAUAAUGGUAGUGUGAAUGUACGUGACAACGAUGGUGACACUCCGCUGCACCAUUGCGAGGAUUUGGCGGCUGCUAAGGUUAUUUUGGAAGAGCUCGGAGGAAACUUUAAAUUGACAAAUAACGAUGGAAACACGGCACUCGAGGUAUUGGAAGAAGACCAGGAGUUUCCCGAUUUGAUCCAGUACCUACGAGGACAGAGUGGUGUCGCGGAAGAGCCUUUGGGCAUCGACAGCGAGCAAAUGGCACAGUUCAAAGAUAAUCUGCGCUACACACUCGAAAACGAGCCCGAGACAAACGAUCCUGAAAGUGCAGCUCGCCGUCAAAGGAUAGAACAGAUUUUGGACGGCGGGAAUCCUGAGCAGGAAUUAGAACAAUACAUCCGUGAUCUGGUCCGCUCCCAAUGGUCUGAUCAGGGCGCAGAGCCAGAUACCAAGAGAAGAAGGGAGUGA
Lachancea nothofagi CBS 11611 is the source of this 615-nucleotide messenger RNA. The record is from the annotation of a GenBank genome assembly. Lineage: Eukaryota; Fungi; Ascomycota; Saccharomycetes; Saccharomycetales; Saccharomycetaceae.